AUGAUGACUCGGAUUUCUCACUGCUCGGUGCGAGCCAAGAGCCGGGCUCAGAUGCGCGGGGAAUUUCCUCGCCCCCCGCCGCCAGCUCAGUUACAUAACGGGCACUCGGACACGAAGCUCAGGCAGGGGCCGAGAUCUCCGGGGGCCCAGGAGGCUGUGAGCGGCGCCGCGGCGUCGGAGGCCUGGGCCGGCAGGUACCUGCUGCAGCAGGCCAAGAUCGGGGAGAAGACCCAGGAUGCCAACACGUUGCUGUGCAUCUCGAGGGCCAUCGACCGCUUCACGGUGGAGGCCCCGGGGGCGGACGGUCAGCCGUGCCUCGCCGCGGGGUUGGCGCGUGCCCGCCAGCCGGCGCUGGUCAUCGGCGUGCAGAGCGACAUCCUCUUCCCCGUCUGGCAGCAGCGGGAGGUCGCGCAGGCCCUGCGCGCCGCUGGCAACCGGCACGUGGUCUACUACGAGCUCGACUCCGUCCACGGGCACUCCGCGUUCCUCCACGAGGCCGACCAGAUGGGGCCCGCGAUCCUGGGGCACCUGAGCCAGGGAGCCGCUUUCCCCAGGAUCCAGGACCCGCUCUCCCCAGGAUCCAGGACCCGCUCGCCCCAGGAUCCAGGACACUCCCACCGGUGCCUCAAGGGCACGGUGGCAGAGACGGAGCACGUGGCGCCAUCGCAAGUGGCUCGUUCUGGGCCGCUCCUCGCCGGGGACAGCGCGGACCGCGCCUCGCCCGGGACCGCACUGGACCCUCUCGUGCAGAGGUGCCUCUUCCGCUGCGCCGACGCCGGCGUGCUCCGGCAGCAGCUCCGCUUCGACGAGGCCGCGGCGAAGAACCGACCGGUCUCCAAGGUCAUCACGCUGCUGAAGGACAUGUUGAAGCAGCUGGAGAAGGAGGCCGAAGAGGACGAGGAGAUCUACGACAAGAUGGCCUGCUGGUGCGAGACGAACGACAAGGAGAAGACCAAGGCCAUCGCCGACGCCGAGGCCCGCAUCGCGGACCUCACCUCGCAGAUCGAGGAGGCCACGGCGCUGAGCGCCCGCCUCUCCACGGAGAUCAAGAACCUCGAGAAGGAGGUCGCCAAAAACCAGGAGGCCCUCGACAAGGCCACGGCCAUCCGCCAGAAGGAGCUGGCGGAGUUUAACGCCGAGGAGAAGGACCUGCUGGAGUCCAUCUCCGCGCUCAAGGCGGCGGUGACUGUGCUCUCGAAGCACCACGGCAGCUCCGCGGCCAUGCUGCAGGCACCCAAGGCGCAGCUCGCGAGCGUCGUCGGCAAGCUGCGCAGCGCGCUGGAAAAGCACCGGCAGCUGCUCAUCGGUGCCUUCUCGCCCAGCGAGCGGAGGGCCAUCGACGCCUUCCUGCAGGCCCCUGGGGACUACUUCGACGCGUCGCCCACGUUCAAGCAGUCCUACGCGCCCCAGUCUGGCGAGAUCUUCGGCAUCCUGAAGCAAAUGAAGGAGACCUUCGAGGCGGACUUGUCCGACGCGCAGAAACAGGAGAUGGAGAACCAGAAGGCCUACGAGGAACUCAAGGCGGCCAAGCAGGAGGAGAUCGCCGCCGGCCAGGCCCAGCUGGACACGAAGUCCCAGGAGCUCGCCUCGACCGACGAGAAGCUGGCGCUCGCCAAGGAAGACAUCGAGGACACCAAGAACAGUCUCGCCGCCGACCAGCAGUUCCUGAUGAUGCUCAAGGAGAAGUGCUCCAUGUCCGACAAG
Molecule: messenger RNA, 1704 nt
Organism: Prorocentrum cordatum
Lineage: Eukaryota; Dinophyceae; Prorocentrales; Prorocentraceae
Source: the annotation of a GenBank genome assembly